Molecule: messenger RNA, 1404 nt
Organism: Hypoxylon trugodes
Lineage: Eukaryota; Fungi; Ascomycota; Sordariomycetes; Xylariales; Hypoxylaceae
Exons: 2
Coding region: 207-1247 (346 amino acids)
Source: RefSeq, a predicted model, not a curated record
GGAUAUACCCAAGCCUGUACGAUAUUCUUGAUCUAUGUACAACUUGUCUUUUUUUAAUUCUUACGUCUGCCCUUUUCUUAUAUUUGUUUUUUCCAUAUUAUAGGGUUCUUAUUACCUACUCCAUCAUCCGGUGUCGUGUCUCAUCUUUGUACGGCGGUGUGACCAGGUGAUCUUUCGCGGGGCAUAGUACGAACCAAUCGAAAUCCAUGGAUCUUGGCACUGUAGGUGGCGUUGUCGAAGCUCUAGUAGCAACCUACGCGGCGGGUUUAAAAUAUUACACGAAAUGGCAGCAGCGAAAAUGGCAGGGAAAUUAUUAUCAAUCCCACAGCAGAGGAAAUUCGAACAAUACUAGCUCUUGUGCUUUAAGUACAUCGUUGAGCUUUUCGAUCCGCAAGAUUAAGGAGACUUACGACAGCGGUGUGGAUAUUCUUGGCCGAAACUUCGCGACCGGGGAUAAAAUAUGUCGCGAUGCUCUCCAGAGUGAUCUCGAGCAUUUGCAAGGACGUAUACACGUACUCCUCGAAGCAUUGCGAGCUGACAACGCCCCACUUGAACUCCUUGAAGUAGUGCGUGUAUCAGAAAGUGUCCGAAUCAGCUGUCUAGCCGCCUUGGCCAGUCAAUAUAGACGAGUGGCCGUGGGUCGUCUUGUACCUCGAAUUCUACCUGGAUCUCAACGACAAUCAAGACUCAGCGCCAUCAUUUCUGAGGAAGAUACAACAAAACCGAUUGAUAAUCAUUGUGGUGCCGACGACGAAAUAACUGUCUAUACAGAACCCGUUUGUCAUGCUAUCAAUACGAACCAACCACCCUACUUGCCGUCAGAGCCACCAUCGCCCCCAUUAACCCCCAAACAAAUUCCCGAUGAUCUACAAUCAACUUGUACGUCUAUUACAUCCGGUUACGGGCCAAGACCUAAGAAUAGUGUAUUUAGUACGUUCUGUCCUGAAGGACUAAAAUAUCAAGUCAACCCGCGAAAGACAAUGUCUUGGCGCCGACAUUGUAGGUGCGGUUACGAGUGGAACGGGCCACAUACCGAAGACGAGUUUACCCUAAUAAUAAAAGAGGGUUUUCGGAUUACGGCGAGGUUUCUAGGCAAGUCACAUUGCGAAGGUGGUUUCGGGUGUGUUCUAUGCACCUCAAGCGGAAGGACAGAGACAUAUUCCAACGUCGAGGAACUAAAAGCCCACAUCAACUCGUCACAUACCAAGUGGCAACUACUCCACGAUCGAGACAUGACAGGUUACUAACCAAGAGUCAUCUCUCGACAUCAUUUCAUUUGCUCUUUUAUCAUAUAUUAUUCAAUGUUAGGCCCCGGAAAAUAUUGCGGAUGCUCUGGCGUUGGUCUCGGGUUAACGGCCUUUCUUAAAGAUACCCGGUUUAUGGGCGCUAUAUUGACUUUUCCAC